Auanema sp. JU1783 is the source of this 414-nucleotide messenger RNA. Lineage: Eukaryota; Metazoa; Nematoda; Chromadorea; Rhabditida; Rhabditidae. The record is from the annotation of a GenBank genome assembly.
AUGUUGGUAAGAUUCUUGUAUUUGCUCUCCUUCAUUAGUAUUUCGAUGUCGUUUGAUAGAAGCUGUAGUAAAGCUGUUAUGCAAACGUUGAAUAAACUGUAUGAUAACUCUACAUCACAGACAGAGCGUUUAGACAUCUUGAGAAACAGAAUGAGAAUGGAUAUUUCUACUGCUCGAGUAAUGGAGUUGGUAAUUGAGAAGCUUAAUAACUCAUUGAUGAACGAAACUCAGCUGGUAAAAGAAUUGGCAACAAAAACAAAUCUUCUCAUAUUUGCUCCAACUCCAUGUUGGGAGCAAACUCUUCAAUCAGAGAUUAGAUCCACCACCAAACACGGUACAAUGGAAGAAGCGAAACGAUUGAAGCGCAUCAAUGAAAUGAUUGAAAACGAAAUUAUUUCAUUAACAAGAAAAUAA